Dinoponera quadriceps is the source of this 1844-nucleotide messenger RNA. Its product is annotated as solute carrier family 25 member 46-like. NCBI's taxonomy places the organism in Eukaryota, Metazoa, Arthropoda, Insecta, Hymenoptera, Formicidae. The record is from RefSeq and is a predicted model, not a curated record. The transcript is spliced from 5 exons. Bases 120 to 1313 code for a protein of 397 amino acids. Gene Ontology annotation, cellular component: mitochondrial outer membrane. Gene Ontology annotation, biological process: mitochondrial fission; mitochondrial membrane fission.
UCUCACUGCUAAACAGUUAUGGCUGCUACCGAGUUGUGAGUUGUACGUUGUAACGAGGAAACAUAUCUACAAAUGUCUAGUAAAACAAAUCGAUCAUUGGCCUAUUUUGUGCAGAAAAAAUGGCGGGAUUAGAGACCUACGAGAGCGUAUAUAGGGGUCGGCCGGUGAAAUCGUGGGAAAUGAGUACACCGUAUCCACAGAGGUACUACGGUCGAGAGGUUAUUCAUCCCCCGGAAAUACCCGUUAACCGCCCUUUGGCAGAAGACAAUGCACCGGUUGUCGAAGAUGAUGCUGUGAAAAAAUAUAUAGGUUUAGGUUGCGGGUUAGUGAGCUUAAUUACAGAAAACCUUUUAAUCCAUCCUUUUGUGGUGUUACGUAGGCAGUGCCAAGUUAAUCCAGGAUCAACGAAAUAUCACUUAAUACCUAUAACUUUAGUACCAGUAAUAGUACGUUUGCAUCAGACCCAAGGUGUAAAUACGUUAUGGAAGGGAAUCGGCUCGGUUUUACUUGUAAGAGGCAUGACAUUGGCUGUUGAGGACCUAAUUUCAAAAGUCACACCGUGGCCAAAGAAAGUUACCUGUAAUAGCUCUCUAAAAGCAUUUGGCCAACAUAUCCUUCUUAAAUGCGUCUCCAUAGGUAUAGUGACUCCUUUCUAUUCUGCAUCCCUUGUAGAGACUGUUCAGUCUGAAAUUGCUUCUGAAUGUCCUGGAAUUUUGGAUGUAUUCCGAGAUGGUGCAAUUCGUUUGCUUGAUGUCUGCAAUAAGGGUAGACUUAUCCCUAUUUACGCUCUUGUGCCACCUACUAUAAUUUAUGGAGUAUCGAAGUAUUUAUUUACUCUUACCAUAAGAGGAGUCACCAGUCGAAUAAUGCACAUUAGAUAUAAGCAUAUACAAGAAGCCAGGGGUGCAUAUAGCAAAGAUUUGUUAUCCGAAAGUGUCGUUCAAGAUAUAGAAAUGCAGUCCAUACUGGUUUCGAUGUGUGCCGCGGAUAUUUUGUUUUAUCCACUUGAAACGGUUAUUCAUCGGCUACAUCUUCAAGGUACACGCACUAUUAUCGAUAAUUUAGAUACUGGAAAGAGUGUCACACCAUUAUUAACAGGAUAUAGUAGUGCUACCGAUUGUUACAACACAAUAAUAUCAACCGAAGGACCGUUUGGUCUCUAUAAAGGAUUUGGUGCUCUUAUCUUACAAUUUUCUGUGCAUGUCGUAGUAUUGCGGGCAACAAAAUGGCUCUUGACAGAAUUAAGCGCAAUAUUGGUACCGAAACCUAAAUCAAUGAAAUUACAAAAAUCUUCAUACUACGAUGAAAUAUAAAGGAAGUACUGUUUCUAUAACUAAAUAUGAGAUACAUGAAAUUACUCUUAUUAUUUGGCUAUUAUAUAUAUAUGUAUGUGUGUGUGUGUGUGUGUGUGUGUUAUUCAAUUUAUGGCAAUAUGAAACAAAGGAUUGAAUUGAAUAAUGAAGAUGGUUUACACUAGUAUUAAUAUAUGAAUUAAGAAUUCUACAGUAGGAAGAAUUUCCACAAUUUUUUCCAUACUGUUGAUAAGAUUUUUUUAUCACGUAUGUGUGAAUGUAAAUUGUGCAAAGUUUGUAUUGUAAAUUUUACAAUCAAUAUAAAUUAAGCAGAACAGAUUAGGCUUAAAAUUCUUUUGAAUUUAUAAAAUAGGAUAAUAUUUGUAGAUAUUUCAUCUUGAAUGUAAUGGUUAUUUUCAUCUAAUUAGUACUUUCAGCACACAGUAAAGUGUAAAUAGUCAAAUGAGAUUUUGUUAGAAUACAAUGUUAAAUAUACAAGACAAAUACAUUGUAAAUUGUUUGCGAAGUAAAUAAAAAGAUAUAUUAUGAUUU